AUGGCUACACUCGCCCCGGCCGACUUCCUGCGGCGCAACCCAGCACCGAAUGCUCCGAGUGAGGCUGAUCAACGAAGACUGCGCAAAAAGAUACAGAACCGGCUAAACCAGAGGGCGCGCAAAGUACCUACUAAAAGCUUCCUAGGAAUGCGACUACAAGCGAAGAACGGGCCGCAGGCCUACCAAGUACAUCGUUGGCGAAUCGAUACCAAUGACGAGCCGCAACAGAUAAGCGCCAUAUCAAGAGCAGUCAAAGACGGUCCUCGUCAUGCCACCGGAGGCUCAGAAAAUAAUGUUCUCGAGUCUCUGCCAAGAAGUCAAUCGACCUUGGGCUUGAAAAUCAAUCCGACGGCAUCGGGACCAUCACUGCCCGCCGAUAAUCUACUUCACCUAAUCCAUUAUAAUACUUUCCGCGGGCUAUACAACAACAAAGUCAUACUAGGAACAGCAGCAGUCUCUUGGGAACCAGAGACCCUGCCAGACCUUUUCGACAAGGCAUUCCCCGGUUUCUCAGUCGUCUUGCCCUUCGCCCCCGGCCUACCAAGCAAUCUAAGCCCAUCCGAAUCACAAAGGAACAUCGUGCAUUCGACCUGGAUCAACCUAAUACCCUUUGCCGCGAUGCGCGAGAACCUUAUUCGCUGGGAAACUUGUUUUGACCAUGAAGCCUUCGCGCGUGAUCUUGUGGGUAACGUGGCUGAUCCGGAAAUCUUCCCUCAGCCGCGGUAUUCACGUAUAGCGACGCCGGUACGGGAUAAUUACUCGCUAUCUGGUGAUGAAGAUGAUGACGAGGUAACUGCGAAUAGGAAUGGAUUGAUUUUAUGGGGAGAGUCGUACGAUGUUAAUAGCUGGGAGGUUACGCCGGGAUUUUUGCGCAAGUGGGCGUGGGUAAUGCAGGGCUGUGAAGAGUUGAUUGUUUCUAGUAACCGGUGGAGAAGGAUAAGAGGGGAGGAGCCACUACGUUUCUCGAUAAGUGUUGAAGUUCUCAAGUAA
Penicillium cataractarum is the source of this 990-nucleotide messenger RNA. Its product is annotated as DUF3425 domain-containing protein. Lineage: Eukaryota; Fungi; Ascomycota; Eurotiomycetes; Eurotiales; Aspergillaceae. Bases 1 to 990 code for a protein of 329 amino acids. The transcript is spliced from 2 exons. The record is from RefSeq and is a predicted model, not a curated record.